AUGCUGAUUAAUGCUGUAGAAGUGUGGCAUGGUAUUGCUUUUUAUUUGUUCUUUUGGGGCACAUUUACAUUUUGUAUAUUCUCUUGCUCAUUUCUUUCCGCAACUGGGGCUUGCUUAAUUCAGGGACGUAUAAAUAAAUGUUUUGAAAAUCGAUAAUUCAUGUUCUGGAUAUAUAUAAAGCAGACUUUAGUCCUACUCUAUUUGCAGUUCAACGAUUAAUCAGAAAUAAGUGUAUUAU
Messenger RNA from Blastocystis hominis, 238 nucleotides. RefSeq lists its product as hypothetical. The record is from RefSeq and is a predicted model, not a curated record. Bases 1 to 156 code for a protein of 51 amino acids. Lineage: Eukaryota; Bigyra; Opalinata; Blastocystidae. The transcript has a single exon.